UGUUGGUGUUCGCGUCGUUGAACGAAAACAUACUUUAUAAUCUAAAUGUAAUGAAUGGUAGUAAUGUUUUAAGUGAUUCUGAACAUAACCCCGUGCUUCGUGUUUCUUAAGCCCGAUGCCGUGGCCCUAUGCUACGUUAUGUGGAGUGUCAUGUGGCGAUUAUUGUUGUGUAGGAGCAUGACCCAUGGAUAUUUAUUACAGGUCUCGCUUCUUCUCCUCGCUCUGCUACAGCACACACAGUGUUCGGGGUUCUUCGAACUCCAAGUCCUGGAGAUGUCGAAUCCUCGGGGCGAGCUCUCUAACGGUGAAUGUUGCGGAGGGUCGCACCGUGCUCCUUUGGCACCACGUUGUCCAAAACCUUGCAACACUUACUUUCGGCUAUGUUUAAAAGAAUAUCAAAGUAACGUCACUAGUACUGGAUCCUGUUCCUUCGGUAAUACUUCCGGACCGGUUCUGGGACGAGAUUCGUUCACCCUUGCCGACCCCGAAAGGGGUAAGCUUGUCUUGCCAUUCACUUUCAGAUGGACGAGAUCAUUCACUCUCAUUCUUCAGGCUGUGGAUUACAGUAAUGUUUCACUACCAGCGAGUAGCAAUAUCAUCGAGGAGGCGACUUAUUCAGGAAUAAUAGAUCCCAGUGCCGAAUGGCACACUUUAAAUCACAGGGGGUCAAGAGCGCGACUAACAUACCGGGUGAGGGUGAAAUGCGAUACUCAUUAUUAUAACGCCACAUGUACAAAAUUUUGUCGACCUCGAAAUGACAAAUUCGGACAUUAUCGUUGUAAUUCUAACGGCGACAAGGAAUGCAUCGAGGGUUGGAAAGGGACCAAUUGCGAAAUCGAUAAGAUUUCCGACAAAACACCGUUGCUAUGUAACAGUACACGAUGGCUCGCGGAGGUGAAAAACCUACCGACUCCCACUGCUUUGGCGUUUUUCGUGUGCGGUACGCGAUCGUCUGAACCCACGCUGGCCGUUGUGUGCCGGCCGGCUUGCAGGCCCGGUUGGCGAGGAGAAUUUUGCGACCAGUGCAAACCGUAUCCUGGAUGCAAGCAUGGCUAUUGCAACGGCUCGUCGUGGCAAUGUAUCUGUGAUACCAAUUGGGGUGGCAUUCUAUGUGAUCAAGACUUGAACUAUUGCGGUACGCACGAACCUUGUUUGAACGGGGGUACUUGCGAAAACACUGCUCCAGACGCCUACCGAUGUACUUGUCCCGAAGGGUUUUCCGGAAUAAAUUGUGAAGUAGUCGACAAUCCUUGCGCUCCAGCCCCUUGUCAUCACGGAGGUACCUGUAUUGAAGCCGGGGGUUCGUUCAGCUGUCAGUGUGUCUCGGGUUGGACCGGACCUACUUGUGACAUUGAUAUAAAUGAAUGCGAAUCUGCUCCUUGUCAAAAUGGCGGUACAUGUCUUGAUUUAGAAGAUGCGUUUUCAUGCGAAUGCCCAUCGGCCUGGGAGGGAAAUGUAUGCCAGUUUGAUGCUGACGAAUGUUUAACGAAUCCUUGUGUUAACGCAUUAUCAUGCACAAACCUUGUUGGUGACUACCAGUGUCGGUGCCUCGUAGGAUGGACGGGAAGAAAUUGCGAUCAAAAUAUAAAUGAUUGCGUGGGCCAAUGUCAACAUGGUGCCACUUGUAUCGAUCUGGUUAACGAUUAUCAUUGCGCUUGUCAGCCUGGUUAUACAGAUGCUGACGAAUGUUUAACGAAUCCUUGUGUUAACGCAUUAUCAUGCACAAACCUUGUUGGUGACUACCAGUGUCGGUGCCUCGUAGGAUGGACGGGAAGAAAUUGCGAUCAAAAUAUAAAUGAUUGCGUGGGCCAAUGUCAACAUGGUGCCACUUGUAUCGAUCUGGUUAACGAUUAUCAUUGCGCUUGUCAGCCUGGUUAUACAGGUAAGAUUAUGAAUAUAAAUGAAUGCGAAUCUGCUCCUUGUCAAAAUGGCGGUACAUGUCUUGAUUUAGAAGAUGCGUUUUCAUGCGAAUGCCCAUCGGCCUGGGAGGGAAAUGUAUGCCAGUUUGAUGCUGACGAAUGUUUAACGAAUCCUUGUGUUAACGCAUUAUCAUGCACAAACCUUGUUGGUGACUACCAGUGUCGGUGCCUCGUAGGAUGGACGGGAAGAAAUUGCGAUCAAAAUAUAAAUGAUUGCGUGGGCCAAUGUCAACAUGGUGCCACUUGUAUCGAUCUGGUUAACGAUUAUCAUUGCGCUUGUCAGCCUGGUUAUACAGGAGUUGAUAAUUGCAUGAUAGUUUCCAUGGCUGGGACCAAGGUAUCGCCUCGUAGCAUAUGCGGAGAGCAUGGGCAUUGCGUAAGCACUUCAGGAGCGGGAUAUCGAUGUGCCUGUUUACCAGGAUAUACGGGAAAAUAUUGUCACGAAAAUAUAAAUGACUGCAAAAAGAAUCCAUGCGAGAACGGUGGUACCUGUGUAGAUAAGAUCAACGCAUUUCAGUGCAUUUGCAAAGAGGGCUGGGAAGGGGCUCUUUGUAAUAUAAAUACGGACGAUUGUAAUCCAAAUCCAUGUCAUAACAAUGGCACUUGCACUGAUCGCGUGGCUGACUUUGAAUGCGAAUGCAGAAACGGUUGGAAAGGUAAAACAUGCACUCUCAAAGACAGCCAUUGUGAUCAUUCGACGUGCAAGAACGGCGGAACUUGUCAAGAUCUUGGCAGCACGUUCGUUUGUAGGUGUCCUCCGGACUGGGAAGGUACUACUUGCCACAUUUCCAAACAAGCCGCGUGCCGUUCGAAUCCUUGUCAAAACGGAGGUACCUGCGUGAAUACCGGUGAUUAUUAUCAAUGCAUUUGUCGGGAUGGUUUUACCGGAAAUCAUUGCCAAGAAGACGUCAACGAUUGUAUUCCUCAACCCUGUUACAACGGAGGCAAAUGCAUAGACGGGGUUAACUGGUUUUUAUGCGAAUGUGCCAAAGGUUUCACCGGUCCCGACUGUAAGAUCAACGUAAACGAAUGCGCAUCGAAUCCUUGCGGCCACGGUGGUACGUGUAUCGAUGGUAUCGGGGAAUUUAAUUGUAAAUGCCCUCCAGGACGAAGAGGACCUCAAUGUGACCUUAACGAUCUUUCCUAUCUGCCGCUUCCUGACGGUUGUAAUUGGCAAAACCACAAUUUAGAAAACAACGCGACAUGGCAACACGAAUGCAACACUUGUAUUUGUACCAAUGGAAUGGCGAAAUGCACCAGAAUAUGGUGCGGAUUGACCAACUGUCGCUUUCCUAACUCUCCGAAUACAGUGUGCAAUUCAAAUCAAGUUUGCGUACCGUCCCCUUCCGAAUCCUGUUUGACGCCGCCCUGCCUUCCAUUUGGAGAAUGCAGAGAUUUGGAAAGUGGAAAGCGUGUUAAACCACCCGUCGUACCAAGUCCCGUUACUUGUUGGCCCAACCAGGCAGUCCUUAGUAAUACUUGCGCAAGACUGACUCUUCUCCUUGAACGUGGAAAACUACCCGGCGGAACGACCGUGGAAGGACUCUGCAAUGACUUGAGGAGAAUUUUGGCAAAUCACGAAGCAGCAAAUGACAUGGAGAACGAGCUGGUCCUUUUAUGUGAUUUGAAGACGGAUUAUAACGACACAAUAGAAGUUACAUUGUCUGGAAAGGAGGGCGUUUUAGAAGGAAUCAGAAUUCUUGGAGAAGCUGUUUCUCGACAACAAACCUCAAUGACAGCAUUAAAAUCCAUCUUAGAAGUUAAAGUGGAAACGGCCUUAGUAUCCGAAGAGCCACCAAGUAAUAAGUAUCUGAUAGCUCUCAUUUGCUUCAUCGUUAUAGGCUUAACUGCCGCAAUACUGGUCGGGAUUCUUUAUUUCCGACAACGUCAAAGAAAUUUAGGUUUGAGCGGCAUCAACUUAUCUCAAUCGACGGACCCUUGUCAUCGAAAUCACGAAGAUGAAAAAUCGAACAAUCUCCAGAACGAAGAGAAUUUGAGAAGAUACGCAAAUCCAUUAAAGGACGACAUGGGCAGCAUGGCAAGUCUGAGUGCCGGUACAACCUCUUGUUUAGACAUUCCAAAAGUGAGUGUUGUACGACCGCUCUCGUCGAUCAUGCAACAACACGACAGCUCCAACGAAAUGCUGGAAAUGAUCUCCGAAGCCGAUUGCCCCGGUUCACGAAGAACCAUGCACAUCCUACCAGGACCGAGCACGGAUUCGAACAGUUUAAAAAUUGUUGGAGACAACAUUAAAAGAAACGACGGGCUGAAUCCCGCGCAUCGUAACAGUCAAAUAUUACUUUACAAAGCACAAAAUCCGGACGUGCGGAAGAACACUGCUGCGUUCGAUGAUUCCGUAGCUCAUAAAGACUUUAAUAAAAGCGUUAUAAACAUUAACAAACAACGGACAUUGCAACAACAAAAUCCAACCAGUGCCAGUGGUGAUGUGUUGACGGUGUUAGUUUAAAAAACGUAUUUCUAAGUAAUGUAAUUUAAUUAUUAUCGUGGUGUUUUUUUCUGAUAAGUUAUAUUGUGAUUCUGGGCUCCUAAAUGCUGCUUUCUAUUAUCGCAUCUGAGGUGUAGUGGACGAUAAUCUCAUUUAAAUAAAAUGAUGCAUAUUCCCGAAAUGUGAUAAUGAACAGUGUUACAUUCCAUUUCAUGUAUUAGGCAACAGGUUUGGGAUGCAUCAAAUUAAUAUAUAUACUUACGGUCUUCAGGUGGGAACCUACAUGAGAUGAAGAGCUUGGGCAGAAACAAAUAAAAUACUAUUACUAAGCUUUAAAAAUAAUUUUUAUCGCAUUGUUGUUCGUUUUACUAUUAUUUCUGUUUUGGCUACGCUUAUAUUUUAUUUUAUAACUUUUUUAUUUAACAUUUUAUUAUAUUGUAUGUAUAUAUUACUUUUUUGGAUGUGCAAUUCUUUUGUUCUGUUUUUUUUUGUCUCCAAGCGUUUGACUGAUUUUCUUUUAACUAUUUUUAGGAGCCCUCUUUAAUAAUAAAAUACGUCUGAAAAUAAUAAAAAAUAAAUAAACGAAAAUAAAUAGAUAAUUAUGAUCUCGUGGUGAUGUCGAUUAUCGAGUGAAAAAUGCAAACGUUACGUUUGUUUAUAGUGUGAUACUAAUUGAUAAUUCGAUUUAUUUUAUUUUUAUGUUUUUUAUUAUUAAAUUAAUAUAACUUGUAUGUAUUUGUUAAUUUUAAAAAUAUUUAAUUUAAAUCGGUACUUUUCCAGCGCGUGUAUGUGUGUUAUAAUAUUCUAACUUGUAAAUAUUUUAUUUUUUUGUCCUCAUGUAUUUAUUUUUAUUAUUGUUCCUCGAA
Messenger RNA from Agrilus planipennis (emerald ash borer), 5231 nucleotides. RefSeq names its product protein jagged-1b. Bases 139 to 4386 code for a protein of 1415 amino acids. Gene Ontology annotation, molecular function: Notch binding; calcium ion binding. Gene Ontology annotation, cellular component: protein-containing complex; plasma membrane. The record is from RefSeq and is a predicted model, not a curated record. Gene Ontology annotation, biological process: heterophilic cell-cell adhesion; cell communication; Notch signaling pathway. The transcript has 18 exons. Lineage: Eukaryota; Metazoa; Arthropoda; Insecta; Coleoptera; Buprestidae.